AUGCCGCCUUCUGCAGCCCCCAGACGACCGGGCCGUGCGGCCAACGAUGAGGUCCCGGCAUCCUCUCCCGCCAACUCUUCCGGCUCCGAGUCCGAAUCCGACUACCUCGACAGUCCCGCCUCGCGCAAGAGACGGAGGACCGACCCCACUGCCGAGCCCGAUCUCGAAGAUAUCGAGAACGAUGAUGAAGACGAGGAGGAGGAACUCAAGGCUGUCGUGUCUACCAUACAAGCCCCCUCGAGAUUCAAACGCGCCGCCGCCGCUGUCGACCAAGCUCCCCAGACCUCACGCCCAGCAGCGCCGUCGCAAAACGCAAUCACUGCGCCAACAGACCCCAACACCACCUUCUCCGCCAUCAACGUUCGGCCAUGGCUCGUACAGUCCCUGGCCAACAUGGCAAUCAAGAGACCGACGGGCAUUCAAAAGGGCUGCAUACCAGAGAUCCUCAAGGGGCGGGACUGCAUCGGCGGAAGCAGGACGGGUUCCGGUAAAACGGUCGCCUUUGCCGUGCCCAUCCUCCAGAAAUGGGCCGAGGAUCCCACCGCCAUCUUCGGCGUCGUCCUGACGCCCACCCGCGAGCUCGCCCUGCAGAUAUUCGAGCAGUUCAAGGCCAUCUCCUCCCCGCAGAGCCUCAAGAUCAUCCUUGUCACCGGCGGCUCCGACAUGCGGUCCCAGGCCAUCGCCCUCGCGCAACGUCCCCACGUCGUCAUCGCCACGCCCGGUCGUCUGGCCGACCACAUCCGCACCUCGGGCGAGGACACCAUCUGCGGCCUCCGCCGCGUCAAAUACGUCGUCCUCGACGAGGCCGACCGCCUCCUCGACGGCACCGGCCCGGGCAGCAUGAUCCCCGACGUGGAAGAGUGCCUCUCCGUCCUCCCGCCCUCCUCGAAGCGCCAGACUCUAUUGUUCACUGCCACAAUCACCCCAGAAGUCCGCGCCCUCAAAGACAUGCCUCUGAAGCCCGGCAAACAGCCCGUCUUCGUCUGCGAGGUCGACACCCAGGCCCUCGCCAUCCCCGCCACGCUCUCGCAGAUGCACCUCCAGGUGCCCGUCACCCACCGCGAGCACUACCUGCACACUUUCCUCCUGACGGACGGCAACGAGGAGAAAUCCGUCAUCAUCUUCUGCAACCGCACAAAGACGGCAGAUUACCUGCACCACCUGCUGCGCAUGCUCGACCACCGCGUCACCUCGCUGCACUCGGCCCUCCCGCAGCGCCAGCGCGUCGACAACCUGGGUCGCUUCCGCGCCGCGGCGGCGCGCAUCCUCGUCGCGACGGACGUUGCGUCUAGAGGUCUGGAUAUCCCCGAGGUCGGGCUCGUCGUCAACUACGACAUUCCGCGGAACCCGGACGAUUAUAUCCACAGGGUGGGUCGUACGGCGCGUGCGGGGCGUAAAGGCGAGGCGGUGACGUUUGUCGGGCAGAGGGACGUUGAGCUCGUGUUGGCGAUAGAGGCGCGUGUGGGUAGGGAGAUGGAGGCGUGGAAGGAGGAAGGGGUGAAUCUGGAGACGAGGGUGCUGCGGGACGCGCUCAAGAUUGUGAGCGAGAAGAAGAGGGAGGCGUUGUUGGAGCUCGAGGAGGGGAGGGAGGUUGGUGGCAAGAGGAAGAGGACAAAGCAGAAGCUCAAUGCGUGA
Molecule: messenger RNA, 1635 nt
Organism: Colletotrichum acutatum
Lineage: Eukaryota; Fungi; Ascomycota; Sordariomycetes; Glomerellales; Glomerellaceae
Product: P-loop containing nucleoside triphosphate hydrolase protein
Exons: 1
Coding region: 1-1635 (544 amino acids)
Molecular function (GO): nucleic acid binding; RNA helicase activity; ATP binding
Source: RefSeq, a predicted model, not a curated record